Molecule: messenger RNA, 827 nt
Organism: Erigeron canadensis
Lineage: Eukaryota; Viridiplantae; Streptophyta; Magnoliopsida; Asterales; Asteraceae
Product: trafficking protein particle complex subunit 6b-like
Exons: 4
Coding region: 108-623 (171 amino acids)
Biological process (GO): regulation of GTPase activity; endoplasmic reticulum to Golgi vesicle-mediated transport
Cellular component (GO): TRAPP complex; cis-Golgi network; trans-Golgi network
Source: RefSeq, a predicted model, not a curated record
AGUAUCACUUACCAGAAAAUGAAACAAGAAACAUAAAAAUCAAACAUCAGAAUCAUAAUCUAUCUUAAUCCGACAGAAAGAAAGAAAAAAAAAAAAAAAAAAGGAAAAUGGCAAUAAGAGAAGUAUCAGAGAGUUGUAUGGAUAGUUUACUAACAGAAAUAGUAUCAUCGUAUUCCAAUGUUGUUUAUGCCAAUAAGCCCGACCUUGCUGCCCACCGAAUUGAAGCCAUUGGUUUUCAUGUUGGUCAUCAGCUCUCUGAACGGUACACCAUGGAGAGACCACGAUUUAGUGAUCACCUGGAAGCCAUCAAAUUUAUCUGUAAAGAUUUCUGGUCUGAGCUCUUCAAGAAGCAAAUAGACAAUUUAAAGACUAAUCAUAGGGGCACAUUUGUUUUGCAAGAUGAUAAAUUUGCGUGGCUUUCACGCAUAUCAGGGGUCCCAUCUGCUGAGGCGUCAGCUCAAGAGUCUGUAAACAAAGCAGCUGAAGCAACUGGCAUGCAUCUCUACUUCCCUUGUGGAAUUAUUAGGGGGGCUCUUUCAAACUUGGGUAUCCCAUGUGCUGUUUCUGCUGAUAUAUCAAACCUUCCUGCUUCAGGUUCGUUUGUGAUCCGAAUAAAGGUGUAGCCAACAUCAUGGUUUCCUGGGCUGCAAACCAAGCUCUGUCGUUCCCUUUUCCAGUACGUACACAAUGUAAGUAACGACAUGUGUAGCUUUUGUUGUCAGAGACGUGUGAUGAGUUAUUGUAAUCAUGUUAAAGAGGCACGACUGUUUAAUGUUUGUUUUGUAUGUGCAAACUGCUUAGAAGAAAAAUCAACUUGCAUUGAUGAA